Molecule: messenger RNA, 8701 nt
Organism: Branchiostoma belcheri (Belcher's lancelet)
Lineage: Eukaryota; Metazoa; Chordata; Leptocardii; Amphioxiformes; Branchiostomatidae
Product: scavenger receptor cysteine-rich type 1 protein M130-like
Exons: 42
Coding region: 286-7392 (2368 amino acids)
Cellular component (GO): membrane
Molecular function (GO): protein binding
Source: RefSeq, a predicted model, not a curated record
CGGAAGGGAGGGCCCAGGCCAACAACAACACAACAACAGCUGCUCAAGCUGCCUGUAAACAUCACAUUCGUACCGUACACCGAGGGAACCCCACCCUGAUCACCACAGUACAUGAUAGUAUUACCUCUGAUGAACAACUCAACGUGAACUGAAAGGCCAAAAGAUGUUCCCGUAUCAUUCUGUGGCCUACUGUGGAUGUCAGUAUUUCAUAAUGUAAAGGAAGAAAUGCCUGCAUGUUAGAACAUGUCUCUAUUUCACCACACCUGAAGGAAGAAGCACAAGACCAUGUCAGUGUUCGAGUACAUACACAGAAGACAGUAUGGGUAUGAAGCUCCCCCUAGCAAAACCCUCAUGAACUACUCCUCCAGAAAAAUGCCCCUUCUGUUUGAGGAGAGGGAGUACCACUUGGGGAUGCUGAACAAAGUCUUUGCUGCACAAUGGCUGUCUGCAAACCAAGUGGUGUGUGCAACCAAGUGCAAUAAGUUGUUUGUUCUGGACCUAAAGACAGGCAAGCAAGUGUUCAUCCCCACCCUGCAGAUUCAGGAGAAUGAAUUUUCUCCCCUCAUGGGGAGCACCGCACACUGCGGCAUCCACAGUGUCGCCAUCAACCCCUCUGGCACCCUGCUGGCUACGGGUGGGGAGGCUCCUCACAGCCUGGCUAUAUACAGACUACCCAGCUUUGACCCACAGCACAUAGGCCAGGGCUGCCACACUGACUGGAUUUUCUCCAUAGUGUGGUUGGACGAUGAGUUUCUGGUCACAGGUUCCAGAGACAGCUCUGUGGCUAUCUGGAAGAUUGAGGACAGCUCACAGUUGGAAGAGCCUUUGGAAAGGGAACAGCCCCAUAGCCAGGCAACUGCAAGCAGCUGUACUCAACAGCCAUGUGGACAUUCUGCUGAGGACAGUGAUGUUACUCUCCCCACCUAUACUGCCAUUCAUCCUGUCCUAAAGAAGUCAUGCAGUCUGGGUGAGAGGUUGAGGGCUGUGGUGUUCAACACGAGAUCUGAGGAGCUGGUGGGACUCACUUCAAAUGGCUACAUCAAUGUUUGGAAUAUCAAUGGCAUGAAAGAGGUUUUCAGUGCCGAGGCUCCGUACGAAAGAGAGAACACUAGCUUGACCCUUGACCUUGAGAAAGGGCUGCUUGCAGUGGGGUCGCAGUCCCACAUGUCGUUCCUGGAUGCCAUGACGAUGAAACAUGUUCUUAACGUGCCAUCAAAGGACAAAGGAACAGGUGUGCGGUCCAGCUCCUUCCGAGCGGAUGUGGUAACCAUGGGAACCGGCGCAGGGUCGCUGCUGUUCUACGACGUUCGAGCACGGAGGUUCCUGGACUGCAACUGUGGAAUGACUCUGAGACUCCGCUCAGGGGAGGGCUGGCUGAAACAUGACGAAAUGUACCGUGAGUUCUUCUCUGACCAGGACCAUUUUCCCAACGCAGUGUACGCUCAUCUGUAUGAUGAUGCAGGCAUCCGACUGUUUGCUGCAGGGGGGCCUCUUCCAGCUGGUCUCAGGCAACUCCCAAACAGGAUGCCGCAUGCAACAAGCGUGGCGCUGGUCCUGGCGCUUCUACCUGUCAUAUCGGCAAGAUACACCUCCGGUGGCAGCAGUAUUGCCAGGAGAAGCAUUCCCCAUGUGAACAACUGUGUAAAUGGCACCUACAUGUCCGACCAAGGGCGCUGUGUGCGAGACUGCGGCCCUGGUUUGUUCGGGGAGGGGUGGCCCGGUUACUGUCGCCCAUGUGAGGGGAAUUGCAAGACUUGCUUCCAGUCUGGCACUACAUGCACCAGCUGCAGGGAACCACUCUACCUCAAGGACAACAGGUGUGUUGAAGACUGCCUGCCCCUUCUGACCCGUGGACCACCCAAGCAGCGGCUGCGGCUGAUUGGUGGAAACUCACAGUUUGAAGGUCGGGUGGAGAUUCUGCACGAGGGAGUCUGGGGGACGAUCUGUGAUGAUGCCUGGGACCUUCCGGACGCAAGGGUCGUGUGCAAGGAGCUGGAGAUGGGAGAUGCCGUUGCAGCUACAGUCCGCUCAGCCUUCCCAGUAGCCUCUCCUGACGUCCCCAUGUUGCUUGACGAUGUGGAAUGCCAUGGCGAUGAGAGCCAGCUGGAUUUCUGCGGACAUCGGGAGUGGGGCAAACACAACUGUGGACACUCUGAGGAGGCCGGUGUUCGGUGCUCAGGACCCGACCUGUCACGCCAGUGUGUGUCGGAGUGCGGGGACGGCUUCUAUCGGGUACCGGACACCAACCAGUGCGAGCUGUGUGCACCAGAGUGCCUGACGUGCUAUGCUGACGCCCGCCGCUGCAUGUCAUGUGACUCCCCAAGGUUUCUGGAGGACCACACUUGUGUGGAGGACUGUGUUCCUGGUUACUAUGGCAACACGCUGACACGUAUGUGCGAGCCGUGUGCCUCCAACUGCCGUCUGUGCAAAAAUGGGCACGUAGACAACUACUGCAUCAGCUGCCAUGAGGGCAUGUUCCUGCAGGGGCACCAGUGUGUUACAUCAUGUGAACCACAACUGGCCAAGCAGGCCGUCCUACGCCUGGUGGGAGGUACCACUGUGUUUGAGGGGAGGGUGGAGGUGAAGUACGGUGGAGAAUGGGGGACGGUCUGCGAUGACUCCUGGGAUAUCCGGGACGCGGAUGUUGUCUGCCGUGAGCUGGGAUUUGGGCGCGCUCUGUCAGCAGUCAGGUCGGCAGGGUACGGGGCAGGAAAAGGUCAGAUCUGGAUGGAUAACGUGUCGUGUCGUGGGGACGAGCGUGAGCUGUUCCACUGUCUGCAGAGGGAGUUUGGGGUAAACGAUUGUAAUCAUCAUGAAGACGCCGGUGUGCAGUGCUCAGGACCUGCUGCAGGAGGUGAGACAGGCACCUGUGUGGACACCUGCGGGGUAGGUUACUACCUGCGUGGGGAGGCUGAGUGUGUUCCCUGCACUUCCAACUGUCUCGACUGUCUCGAGUCGGAAGAAGUCUGCACCAGGUGUAAAGCUCCUAUGUUUCUUCAGCGGGACGGGCGCUGUGUUAUGGACUGUGGUCUGACAGAGUUUGGACUUAUCUCAGAGGGCAAGUGCCAACCCUGUAACCUGGAGGUCUGUGGUCGCUGCGCUAAUGGAGAGAGCGACAGUAACUGUACCGAAUGUCCUGCUGACAAGGUUCUGAAGGACUGGUCCUGUGAGCCUACCUGCGGACCAGACAUGUUUCUGCUCAACCAGACUUGUGUCUCCGACUGUGGCCAGGGUCGCUAUGGCAACCCCAAUGGCUUCCGCUGUGAGCCCUGCCCUGCCGACUGCCUCACCUGCGAGUUCUCUUCAGCACAGCUGGUCUGUACUUCCUGCAAGGCCCCAAAAGUCUUCCAUAACCAGCGAUGUCUCACUAUGUGCCCCUCCGGCACCUAUGCCGCCAUGAUGGACACCUCACAGAGCAACAUGUAUGCUGCCAUCCGAUUGGCUGGAGGAGGGAGCCAAUUAGAGGGCAGGAUUGAGAUUUUACAUGAGGGACACUGGGGGACUGUCUGUAAUGACUUCUUUGACCUGGAUGCAGCCACUGUAGCCUGUAGGCAGAUGAACCUGGGUGCUGCAGUGGGGUUGAUAGAUCUGGAGUCAGAAGACAUCGAGCCUGGCCAGGGUCCCAUCUGGUUGGAUAACGUCAUGUGUAACGGCAAUGAACAACGACUGGAGGACUGCUAUCGACAGGAAUGGGGCGAAAACAACUGUAACCACAACAAGGAUGUCGCCAUACGCUGUGAAGGCCCAGGAGUGCGUGAGUGCCAGCCCAGCUGUCCAGAUGGUUACUAUGGAAAUGCGUUGGACCACACCUGUCAGCGGUGCUUUGCCAACUGCUUGACCUGUGCCGGGACGUCCUUCACCUGCGACCGCUGCAAACCCGGCUUCUACAACAACGGCACGACAUGUGUGUCCAGCUGCGGGCACGGCUUCCACGCACGGGACGGGGACGGGACCUGUCAGCCCUGCAGCGACUCCUGCGCCUCAUGUGAGGGCACUGCUGAUCAGUGUACCAGCUGUCCUGACGACAUGUACCUGCAAGGUAGCACGUGUGUGGCAAGCUGUUCAGAGUACCAGCUGGCACAGUAUGACCGUGUCCGGCUGGUGGGAGGUCGAACGCCAUUUGAGGGUCGUGUAGAGGUGAAGUACGGGGGCAUCUACGGGACUGUCUGCGACGACAAGUUUGGUUUUAGCGAAGCAGAGGUCAUCUGUCAGGAGCUUCAACUGGGAACAGCUCUGGAGGCUGUGGGGGAGGCUGUGUUUGGGCAGGGCUCUGGGCAGAUCUGGCUGGAUGAGCUGGAGUGCUCUGGAAAUGAGAGUUCUGUUUUCCACUGUGGACACAACGGGUGGGGAGUCAGCGACUGCCGCCACUCAGAAGACGCAGGUGUGCGCUGCUCAGGCCCAGAUAAGUCACGUGUGUGUGUGACAUCGGCUGAAUGCUCGGAUGGUUACUUCGUCAGUGUGGAUGGAAAGAGCUGCGGGAAGUGUUCCUUCAACUGUCUGCGUUGCCAAGGCGACCCUGACCACUGCAUCGCCUGCAGUGAAGGCCAAUUCCUCAACCCUGACAUGAACCGCUGUGUGGACUACUGUCUGCAGGGUUACUAUGGCGACCAAGCAACUGGAACUUGCAAAAAAUGCAGUUCCCAGUGUGCAGACUGUCGGGACAGUCCCACCACAUGUAUCCAGUGCCCCGCCCCAAAGUACCUGAGUAUGGAGAACACCUGUGUGGACAACUGCGGCAGUGGCUUCAUCAUGCGAGGCAGCGACGAGAUACGAUUGGUCAACGGAUCCAGCAUCUUUGAAGGGAGAGUGGAGGUGUUCCAUGAUGGAGUCUGGGGGACGGUCUGUGAUGACACGUGGGACAUGCAUGACGUCACCGUGGUGUGUCGCCAGCUCAGCAUGGGCAACGCAGUGGCAGCCUACAGUGGCGGCAGGUUCGGUGCAGGACAAGGCCCUAUCUGGCUGGAUGACGUGGAGUGCCUGGGGUCAGAGCGAACCCUGCUGGAGUGUCCGAAGCACAGUGCGGGGCUCGGUCACGGUGACUGCCAGCACACGGAGGAUGCCGCUGUCCGCUGUAGCGGCCCUGAUUCUUCCCAGCAGUGUGUGGCGAGCUGCGGACAGGGCUAUUUCCCAGGACCUGACCGCAUUUGUCAGCACUGUGCAGCUGCCUGCAGUACCUGUGAAACCAGCAAGGAGCGCUGCACCAGCUGUGCUGACCCACUGUUCCUGGAUGGGACCACUUGUGUGGCCCACUGUCCAGAUGGUUACUAUGGUGACAUUCUGCAGCGUCGCUGUCUGCCAUGUCACAGCAGCUGUCUGUCCUGCUACAGUGCUGACAACAAUGCUGUGUGCCGACAGUGCAAGCCUGGCUUCGCACUCUGGGACUACACCUGUGUUGAGGAGUGUGCCCCGUGGGAAGGCUGGGAGGUGCUGAGCCAGGUCCUGCCGGCGCGACCGACCAGUCCGGUGGUACGUCUGACGAGCGGAGCCAGCUCGACGGAGGGCCGCGUGGAGGUGUUGCAUGAUGGGAGGUGGGGGACGGUUUGCCACGAUGAGUGGGACCUGCAUGAUGCAGAGGUGGUGUGCCAGGAGUUGGGGUUAGGCCGGGCGGUCCAGGCACUGCGCUCAUCGCGCUUUGGUCGGGCGUCAGCUGACAUGCCGGUGUGGAUGGACGACGUGGCGUGUAUUGGACAUGAGCAGUCCCUGACGUUCUGCCGGCAGAAAGGCUGGGGUCAGGGCAACUGUGACUCAGGUCACACUGAGGAUGCAGGUGUGAUCUGUGAUGGGUCGCCCUACCAACAUCCACCCUUGAACCUGUGUCGGCAGACAGAACCAAGCCAUUGCCACGGCGACAGCUGCUAUCCUGGUGUGAACUGCGUGGAAGUCAUCCGAGGUGGUGCGACAUCGUCAGUCUGCCUGGGCUGUCCUGAUGGGCAAGUCGGAGAUGGAACCAACUGUACAGUUGUUGCUACAUUCCUGCCGGAGUUCAAGUUGAGGCCAUCCAACCGAACGGCCCGCCUGGGUUUCGCAGCCAACAUGGCAUGUCAGGCUGCUGGGGACCCCGCACCAUCUGUCACUGUGGACAACUGGUUCAAGAAUGGCAGACCCCUGCCUGCUGCUGAUGUCACCAGCGGGAGAGUCAGUGUCCUGCGGAACGGGAACCUGCACUUCUCUCGGACACAUCGCGAGGACUCGGGGGAGUACACCUGCCUCCUGCGCAACACCCGCGGCACUGCACGGGUGUCAGCAACCCUCACUAUUGAAGAGAAACCUGAGGUUGUGUCUGUGAAGCCCGGUGUGGCGGUGGUCGGCAGCCGUGCGUGUCUGCAGUGCGUGAUCGCAGGGUUGCCCGAGUCCAACGUGACGUGGCAGCGGAACAGCCACCAGCUGGAGGAGAAUCGCUACACUAGUUACGAUGAGAACGGAACUCUGUACAUUGACAACGUGCAGCAGGCAGACAGUGGAGAGUACCGCUGUAUUGCUGAGAACAUCCUAGGGAGCGACUUCGCCUCCGUCCCACUCACUGUACAAGUUCCACCCAGGUACACGCAGGAGCCCGUCAAUGUCACAGUUGACGAGGACGGCACAGCACUUAUUCCGUGUGUGGUGACAGGCAGCCCCAACCCACAGGUGCUCUGGAAAAAGGACGGGGACAACCUUCCUACAACCAACCGCUUUGCUGUGCAGGCACAAGGUCUGCAGGUGUUGAAUGUGAAGCGGUCAGACAUGGGCACAUAUUCUUGCAUCGCCCUCAAUGACGUCAUGAUCGUCUCCAAGUUUGCCCAGCUGUUGGUCAGAGGUCCUCCACACAUCACCCUGGGUCCCCUGAGCUACAACCUGUCCACGGGGGAGGCCAUCAAACUCCAAUGUGAGACCAUCGGGGUGCUGACCCCAACCAUCACCUGGCUGAAGGAUGGAAUAGAGGUGCCGGUGGAUUCACGGCAUGUCCGGUUACCGGGCGGCGGCCUGCAGCUGAUCCGGGUCGGUCUGUCAGAGGCCGGACUCUACACCUGUCUGGCACAGAACCGCUUUGGGAAGGACCAGGCCAGUGCUGUCAUCAAUGUGUCUGGUCCACCCCUCCCAGAGGACGCCAGUCACAGUGGCGUGAUUGCCGGCGUGAUCAUUGCAGUGCUUGCCGUGUUCCUGUUUGUGGGUGCCGUGCUCAUCUUCAGGUAUCUGCGCAACAGGAAGAGCCCCUACACCAUCAAGAUGCCGGAGAAACUGCGGAACUUCCGUUUCCCCAGCCGGAAUACCCACAGCAUCGCACUGGACCAGACAGUGGCAUUCCUGGGGGAGUCCGUGGAACUCGACACCAAACAUCCUGAGAGCUACCCCGACCAGCAGCCCAUAUAUGUUCCCGACCCUGGACCACAGAAUAAAUAUGUCAAGCUAUAAUGUCCAGCCCAGGCACUCACGCUACUCGAGUUGUAAAUAUACAGAAUAUCCUCAACAAAGGUUGUAAUAUUAUUCCAUCUGGAACAUUUCACUGACCUGAUCAAUAGAAGUAGGUAAAGCAUUCAGGCUCAAACUUUGCAUGUUGUUUAUCACCUCGUGUUGCAGACUGAGAGUCAGAGGUGUGCACUGCUGAAGCACAAAGAUCUGGAGAAUUGUUACCAAAUAAAUCUGGAGACAGACCGAUUAUAGCUCGUAUUUUGUACGUUUUAAAACAAGAAAUGAAUUAGUACUGAGAGUAAACUAUAAUGCCCUAGUGGUUGGAGCUCUUAUUUAUUUAAAACUUAUAGCUGUAAGUUAUUUUGUUGAAAUGUAAGAAUACGCAUAUCAUUUACAGUGUGGCGCAAAGUAUGUAUUCCACAAGACCAGCUAACCCCUCAUUUCUAAGAAAUGUCUAUUUUCCAGUAAUAUUAGUAACAAGUCUUUUGUGUUUUUCCCAUGAGCUAUCAACUACUCUAUACAAACUCUGGUCUAUCUUUAUUUGAAUGUAAACAAACAGGAAAGGCUAUUCUGAAGAAUGCUAAGUUUUCCAGUCGGGUGUUGUUCUUUUCAUCGUUGUUGUUGUUGUUUUUGUUCUGGUGUUACUGACCCAGGUCACCUCAUAAGCUGUUACAUACAGAGUUAUUUUUUUCUCUUCUGGCUACUUAAGACAUCAUGGUGAUCGCUUUAUCAUGACAUUUCUUUCUUGUCUUAAGUAAUGAAGACAUCUCGUAUUCUUCUUGUCUACCAGCCAAUUAGGUAUCUUAUUAUUGUUAACUGAUGUCACAAUCAUCUACCAGACUGUAGUUUCACAAUGUAUUUAUUUUCAUUAAGUUGCAUAUUAACUUGUGGACCUAUGAAUAUGAAAAUAGAACAUGUAUGCAAGUCUAUGAAGAUAAGAAAAUGUUUCAGACAUCGGAAAUGUUUAUAUCUAUAGUAGGUAAUAAUGCAGAAACUGUUGUCAUUGAAGUAAGUUUGUAUAUAUUGUUAAUGUUGGCAAUUACACAAAAUAUAAGCAAUAAGAAUGGGCAUUACCAAUGCAAGAUGUUAGGCUUAUAUCAAGCAAACUUCAAAGGUCUCCAAUGACUUAUGCGUGAAGAAAUGACUAGACUGUAACGAUGAGAACUUGGUACUUACCAUGGUUAAGACAAAUGAAAGGCAGAAACUCUAGAGACGCGGAAUCUAAAGCCUUGAACCCUGUCUAACAGGAGGCAAACAAAAAGAGAUGCUGCAGUUUUUGUUAUUUCGAGUUGUAUAAAACAUGUCAUGCACA